AUGUUGGAUCUUUGUGCUACUUACACAGGACCCGAUUUUCCAGUGAAUGUUCUGUGCCACACCCUGUACAAGAGGACGUUAUCUAAAGUGGGAGUGUUCGACUCUUUCGCUGGUUCUGGAGUGGAUAUUUGCAUCUUCUCCAUCCUCACUCUAUUGUUUCGAGUAACUGAAAAGACGGCCACACCCACUACUGUCGUACUGAAAGGAGUGAACGCUGUUAUCGGUUUCUUCUACCGUGCUGCCAUGAUGGGUGACAUCUCAGAAAUGGCAUGGAGGUAUUUUGCUCUUUCCGUGCCCGUCGCAGCCAUCUUUGGACCACUGGGUAGCUUCCUUGGCUCACAUCUCCACAGACAACUGGCAUCAUAUUGGGCGGUAUGGUGUUCUUCACGUUCAUUGCAAAGGCUGGGCAAAGAAUCAAAUGAAGGACCGUUUGAAGAAUAA
This is a messenger RNA of Cooperia oncophora, 441 nucleotides long. Lineage: Eukaryota; Metazoa; Nematoda; Chromadorea; Rhabditida; Trichostrongylidae. The record is from the annotation of a GenBank genome assembly.